Cricetulus griseus (Chinese hamster) is the source of this 2284-nucleotide messenger RNA. The record is from RefSeq and is a predicted model, not a curated record. Lineage: Eukaryota; Metazoa; Chordata; Mammalia; Rodentia; Cricetidae.
AUGCUUGAGCAGAGAGAGAGUAAGGAGCCAGCCAUGAAUCCCUUCCAGAAAAAUGAGUCUAAGGAAACUCUUUUUUUACCUGUCUCUACGGAAGAGGUGCUGCCUAGACCUCCAAGUUCUCCAAAGAAGCCAUCUCCGAAAAUCUUUGGCUCCAGCUAUCCACUCAGCAUCGCCUUCAUUGUGGUGAAUGAAUUCUGCGAGCGUUUUUCCUAUUAUGGCAUGAAAGCUGUGCUGACCUUAUACUUCCUGUAUUUCCUACACUGGAAUGAAGACACCUCCACAGCUGUGUACCAUGCCUUCAGCAGCCUCUGCUAUUUCACCCCCAUCUUGGGAGCCGCAAUUGCUGACUCGUGGCUGGGAAAAUUCAAGACAAUCAUCUAUCUCUCCCUGGUGUAUGUUCUUGGCCAUGUAUUCAAGUCUUUGGGUGCCAUACCAAUACUGGGAGGAAAAAUGCUACAUACAAUCUUAUCAUUGCUUGGCCUGAGUCUAAUAGCUCUGGGAACAGGAGGUAUCAAACCCUGUGUGGCAGCUUUUGGUGGAGACCAGUUUGAAGAAAAACAUGCAGAGGCACGGACUAGAUACUUCUCAGUCUUCUACCUCUCCAUCAAUGCAGGGAGCUUGAUUUCUACAUUCGUCACACCCAUGCUGAGAGGAGACGUGAAGUGUUUUGGGGAUGACUGCUAUGCACUUGCUUUUGGAGUUCCAGGAUUGCUCAUGGUAGUAGCUCUUGUUGUGUUUACAAUGGGAAGCAAGACGUACAGAAAACCACCUCCUGAAGGGAACAUCGUGGCUCAAGUGAUCAAAUGCAUAUGGUUUGCUAUCUGCAACCGCUAUAGGAACCGUUCUGGGAACAUUCCAAAGCGACAGCACUGGCUAGACUGGGCAGCAGAAAAAUACCCAAAGCAUCUCAUUAUGGAUGUGAAGGCACUGACCAGGAUACUGUUCCUUUACAUCCCACUGCCCAUGUUCUGGGCUCUUUUGGACCAACAGGGCUCACGAUGGACACUGCAAGCUAACAAAAUGAAUGGUGAUUUGGGAUUUUUUGUGCUUCAGCCAGACCAGAUGCAGGUACUAAAUCCCUUUCUGGUUCUUAUCUUCAUCCCAUUGUUUGACCUCAUCAUUUAUCGACUGAUCUCCAAGUGCAGAAUUAACUUCUCCUCACUUAGGAAAAUGACUGUUGGUAUGAUCCUAGCAUCCCUGGCAUUUGCAGUUGCAGGACUUGUAGAGAUAAAGAUAAAUGGAAUGACCCAUCCCCAGCCAGCUUCCCAAGAGAUUUUCUUACAAGUCCUGAACCUGGCACAUGGUGACAUAAAGGUGACAGUACUAGGAAGGAGAAAUAACUCUCUCUUGGUGGAAUCUGUCAACUCUUUUCAGAAUACAACACACUAUUCCAAAUUACACCUGGAAACAAAAAUCCAAGAUUUACAUUUUCAUCUGAAGUAUAACAACUUGUCUGUCUACAAUGAGAAUUCUGUAGAGGAGAAGAACUGUUACCACUUGGUUGUUCAUGAGGAUGAAGGAAGUAUCUCCAGUGUGCUGGUAAAGGAUAUAGGAAUCAAACCAGACAACAGGAUGACAGCCAUCAGGUUUAUUAACACCUUGCAUAAAGACAUCAAUAUCUCCCUGGAUGCAGAUGUUCCUCUCAGUGUGGGCAAAGACUAUGGAAUGUCUGCAUACAAAACUGUGCUAAGAGGAGAGUACCCUGCAGUGCACUUUAAGACAGAAGACAGAGACUUUUUCCUCAAUUUAGGUCUACUAGACUUUGGUACAACCUACCUGUUUGUGAUCACUAAUAUCACCAAUCAGGGUCUUCAGACUUGGAAGACAGAAGAAAUUUCAGCCAAUAAACUAUCCAUUGCAUGGCAGCUACCACAAUAUAUCCUGGUCACAGCAGCAGAGGUCAUGUUCUCCAUCACAGGACUUGAAUUUUCUUAUUCUCAGGCACCAUCUAGCAUGAAAUCUGUACUCCAGGCAGCCUGGCUAUUGACAGUUGCAGUUGGGAAUGUCAUUGUGCUUGUUGUGGCACAGUUCAGUGGCCUGGUACAGUGGGCUGAAUUCAUUUUGUUUUCCUGCCUCCUGCUGGCCGUCUGCCUGAUCUUCUCCAUCAUGGGCUACUACUAUGUCCCUCUAACGUCAGAGCGUGUUCACAAGCCAAUGGAUAAGCAGGUUCCUCAUACCCAGGGGAGUAUGCUCAACCUAGAAACCAAGAAUACAAGGCUCUGAUGACUCACUGGACUCAUAACUGAUUCCCGGCUCUGGUUUCUGCCAUCACUUAUCUUCAAAC